Molecule: messenger RNA, 1228 nt
Organism: Glycine soja
Lineage: Eukaryota; Viridiplantae; Streptophyta; Magnoliopsida; Fabales; Fabaceae
Product: transcription factor bHLH18-like
Exons: 4
Coding region: 84-1022 (312 amino acids)
Molecular function (GO): protein dimerization activity
Source: RefSeq, a predicted model, not a curated record
CAUUAGUUUGUCGCUGCUAGCUUUCUUCAAUAGCUGAAGCAUAUAUAUAAGCAGGAACAAGUUUUUCCAAUUUUAAGUACCCAAUGGAUGAGUCAUGGCUAAAAUGGGUUUCUAUUUUGGACACUAAUGACUAUCAUUUAUUCAGUGAAUAUGACAUGAACUCUGUCGAGGAACAAUUGGAGGGAGAGAAUUCAGUGGAUCCUGGUGAACUCUCAUGGGAAAAUCACUCUUAUUCAUAUCUCACUAAAGAAAGCACCACCCUUUUGAGCAAUUCUUCAUCUUUGGAAGAGAUCAACACUGGCUUUGAUAUGACAAGUCUCAAACAAGAUGCUUCUCCACAGAAACCGAAGUCUUGCAUUCUGUCUUUUGAGGAUUCCACUUUAGUGCCAAUUAAUCCCAAGAAAACAUGCCAAAUAUAUGAUCAUGGUGAACAUUCAAAGGAGACACAAGAAAAGCCACACAAUAGAAAACCCCUCAAGAGGGGUAGAAGCUUUUCUCAGACACUUGAUCACAUAUUGGCUGAAAGAAAAAGGAGAGAGAAUAUCAGCAGAAUGUUCAUAGCUCUUUCAGCACUUAUUCCAGACUUGAAAAAGAUGGACAAGGCUUCUGUCCUUAGCAACGCUAUAGAGUAUGUGAAAUAUCUUCAGCAGCAUGUGAAAGAUUUGGAACAAGAGAACAAGAAGAGAAAGACGGAAUCCUUAGGAUGUUUCAAAAUAAACAAAACCUGUGAUGAUAAACCUAUAAAGAAAUGUCCCAAAGUUGAAGCAAGAGUCUCAGGAAAAGAUGUUCUCAUCAGAGUAACGUGUGAGAAGCAAAAGGACAUUGUACUUAAGCUACUGGCCAAGCUUGAAGCUCAUAAUCUCUGCAUAGUGUGUAGCAAUGUCUUACCUUUUGGGAAUUCCGCUCUCAGCAUUACCAGCAUUGCUAUGAUGGACCAUGAAUUCAGCAUGACAGUGGACACGUACGACCUAGUGAAAAUGUUGACUGAGGAAUUGUUGGAGUGCUGUAAAUUGCAACGAUAAUGAGCCACGCUAACGAAUUGGCUACCAGUAAAUUUAAAAGUGCAUUUUAAGCAGUUCAAGCAUUUUAUUUGGUGUCCCUAUUAGAUAAUUAAUAUUGGCAGUAUCUUCAUAUAUUAUGCAUUUGGUGUGCAUAAUAGUUGUCUUUUUGGCCUUCUUCACAAAUAAUCAUCAUUUUUAUGGCAAAAUAAAAUGAUUUUGUGAUUUCA